UACAGUGCCAUAGGCAGUGUGCCCUCCCUUCUCGAAGUGAAUAAGAGAGAACUCUGAGCCUGAGAGAGCCUCAGAGUCGAAAGACGCUCAUCCACACCUGUAAUGCCCAUUAUUACCCCAAGCACCAACGGAGCCAUGCCUGAAGCAAAGAAAACAGGAAGAAAAGAAUCAAAAGCUGAUAUAAAACCUGCAGAAAAGGCCCCGUCAUAUGUUCCCAACAUCCCUGAGCCCAAUACUAGAGCUGAACUGAUGGAAUACUGGAUGGAUUUCACUCUGGAUGACAGAACGUCUCAGAGAGUGUUGUGGCUUUCAGAAGGUGGAGCCAAGGUGUCACGUAUGUGUGAGGAAAUGUGUCCUGUUCUGGACCGACCUGAACGAUAUGAACAUUCACCACAGGUGCUCUGUAAGGAGUGUGUUUGGGGUAAUCGUGGAUAUUGGGAGGUGGACUGCGAAGGCUGGGUGGUGAUAGGGGCAGCGUGUGAGAGCUCGGCCCGGAAAACUAAGGAUGGUCCCUGUGGCCUAGGAGAAAAUGAUGUGUCAUGGGGUCUGGGCUGGGCUGGCUCCUGCUACCAUGUGUGGCACAACGGCGUGAACAUAGAGGUCCAUGCUCCCUUCUGUCCUACCAUUGGGAUCUAUGCAGAUCAGCCAGCUGGAUUACUCAACUUUUACAGUGUGGAAGCUGAAGAGAAUGGCUCUAAGGUGGUCAAUCUGCUUUAUCAGUUUAAAACCACCAUCAAUGAGAAGCUCUACCCCGGUUUCUGGGUGGGCAGGAAAUCUCACUGUUGGAUCCGGAAGAAAGAUCAGUAGGACGGUGAAAUCAUGAAUGACAGGGAAAAAAACAGAGCUGUGCAAGAAUAUUUAGUUAACCAGAAUAUCAUAAGAAAUGCUGAUGUAAUUCUAAUGCCAGCCUAUUACACAUGGGUUGGCCAAAAAGUAAGCAAGCUCAAAUUAUGGUAGCACUUUUCAAAAGUUUCAUUUGUUAUCAUAUGCAAUGUAAUAACAUGUAAGCUUAAAAAAUGCUUUUACAGAAUGUAUAAAUCUUGGUUAAUUUCUAUAUUGUGAAAAUGCUUUUGCACAUACAUUUUUAAGUAUAAUUAACUUGGAACUGGAAGUCACUUCAACUUUGAUUUGAGGAUGAGUUGCUGUAACUUAUAUAUUUAAAUUAAAACUACUUAAGCUAACUUAACUUUAUUUUAAGUUACAGCUUCUCAUCAUUGAAAAUCAAGUUGAAAUUACUUUUAAAGUGCACCUAUUUCAUUGCUAAAAACGUUAUUAUGUGUAUUUGGUAUAAUACAAUGUGUUUGCGUGGUUUAUGGUUCAAAAACACAUUAUUUUCCAAAUACCGCACAUUUUUGUAGCUCCGGAUUUCCCCAUCUUCCUCAAACGCAUGGAUUUAGUACAAAACUCAUUGAUUUGAAAACACUGUGUCCUUGAUUAGCCAGCUAAUCUGUACGUUGUGAUUGGCCUGAAUACCUCUGACAUCAGCCGUAAAUGUGACGCUCCUUACCAUGUUUGAAAGAUUUGGUCACAAUGCAAUGCUGACAGGAGUUAACUUACAGGCUAUGAAUCAAAGCGGGAGAAAUUAUGAUAAUGACCGUCAUGUCCAUGUCACUUACACACCAAAGGAAAUGUAAAAUCGUGAAUCGGACCAUAGGUGCCCUUUAAAUCCAAGUUGAAUAUACUUAAGAAUUUAAGUGCCAAAAUUCUUUUUUGCAAAAACACUCAAUUAUUUUCCUUUAUUUAGACCAGUAAUUUUAUUUGUGUAGUUUAUACCUUUAAUAGAAAGUUGUCUUGUGUUUGGUGUUUAAAUACUUUUAUAUUAGUCCAUGUGAUGACAAAUACAGAUAUUGUAAUAAAGAUAUAUCUCAGUGCA
This is a messenger RNA of Misgurnus anguillicaudatus (oriental weatherfish), 1873 nucleotides long. RefSeq names its product tripartite motif-containing protein 16. Lineage: Eukaryota; Metazoa; Chordata; Actinopteri; Cypriniformes; Cobitidae. Gene Ontology annotation, molecular function: protein binding. The record is from RefSeq and is a predicted model, not a curated record.